This is a messenger RNA of Mya arenaria, 3964 nucleotides long. RefSeq lists its product as uncharacterized. The record is from RefSeq and is a predicted model, not a curated record. The coding region runs from base 74 to 1312 and encodes 412 amino acids. NCBI's taxonomy places the organism in Eukaryota, Metazoa, Mollusca, Bivalvia, Myida, Myidae. The transcript is spliced from 8 exons.
AAAUGCUCCUUCUGUUCCACAAAAGCCCCAACGCGUAUAUCGGGAAAAUGAUGCUCAGGCCGAUAAAAAGGAAAUGGAGCAGCAGAACUUCAAGGAAGUUUUCGGGACAACCACCACUGCAGCGUUGACCGAAACAGCGCAAACCACCCCUGGCGUUGCUGGCAUAGAGCAAGCGACCUAUCAGAGAAGCGAAGAUAGCCCUAGACAGCAAUCAGAACAGAGCGCAGUCUUCUUUAUUUCGCCUUACGUUACCGUGGAAAAAGGAUUCCCGACGGAAGUUUCCGACGGGCCAGCGAUGGGUGACAUGGCGGACACCGCCGCUGUCACCGCUGACAUCCCCGAGACGGAAGGAGUGGCCAGUCAAAGGAGAACAGAUACCCCUAAUCAUCAGGUCGGACAGACCGCGCUUGUCGUCAUCCCGCCGGAUGUUACCGUGUAUAAGGGUUCCCCGACAAAAGAUUCCGACGACCAAGCGAUGGGUAUCAUGGCGGAGAGCACCGUCGUCACCGCUGACAUCGCCGGGACAAAGGACGUAGUCAGCCAGAGGAGUACCGAUACCACUAAACAUCAGAAGGAACAGACCGCGCUCGUCGUCAUCCCAUCAGAUGUUACCGUGUAUAAGGGAUCCCCGACAAAUGAUUCCGACGGCCCAGCGAUGAGUGACAUGACAGAAAGCACCGACGUCACCGGUGGCAUCGCUGAUACGAAGGAAGUGGCCAGCCAGAGGAAAAUCGAUACCCCUAAUCAUCAAUCGGAACACACCGCGCUUGACGUUAUCCCGCCGGAUGUUACCGCGUAUAAGGGAACAUCGACAAAAGAACAUAGCGGGGAUAUCCAAACAAACUUGCUUCGCCGUCUUGGACUAGAAGAAAGAUACGAACACAAUUUGAUAACUGUACAAGAGGCAAUGACUGUACAUACUAACCAACCUAGAGGAGAAAAGUGGUCUCUCUCUCAAUUGCCAUGGACAAUGUUGCGGAACAUCAUCGCUGUUGAUUCAACCGCGCGUGAUUGUAUUUAUACACAAGAGACAGAGAACGCAGCAGAAACGUUGACGUCUAAAGGGCAAUCCGUGUUUGAUGUACGCAGUAGAUUUGGAAAAGAUGUAACGAUGGAAAAGAAGAAUGUCCCGAAAAAUAUCAUAAUUUCAAAGACUACGCAAACUAUUGUGCUGACUGGGAUAUACGCCCGAAAGAUUCCAUGCAUGACUGUUCACUGUUCUGGCUGUGGUUUCUUGGUAAAUAUAAGAAUAAGCUCAAAGAACAUUACCACUAUGAUGUGUCCGACUUCCCUAGUUGGUGGUCUGAAAUAAGCGUAGAACGCGCAAUAAAAAACUUAGAUGAAUGUUACAACUAAAUUGAAGGCGAUAAGAUAGUUCAGGUACAGAAAGUUGUUCCCUAAAAUUACCAAACAUUGCAAUAGUUAGAAAUGCAAGGGCAAAGGAUCGUUGUUCAUCUGAAAUCUAUUUCGGAAAAAAACAACAACAAACAAUAUAAUUAUCUAUACCACGAAAGUUGAUAUUACCGUCAGAAUAAAUACAUAUAGGGUAUAUUCGCGAGUCGUCAUAUAAAGAACAAUUUUAUUCAACGAGUUCAGGAAAUAUUAUAGUCAGUGUGCCCUUAGCUGGACGAGUUGAAUAAAACUAUGUUGUAUAUGAUGACGAGUGUCAGAUUGUUAUGUAUCACAUGCUUUUCAAGUAAAAAAUAGCAAAAAAACGACCUACCUGUUCCAACUGCACUAGUGAUGAGAAGAAUAAAAUUGAAAAAAAUAUAGUACACGACACCGCUGAUAUGGCCAAUAGUUUUUAUUUUUUAUUUUUAAGAACAAUUUAUACUGAUGAGAUGAUAUCAAAUAAGAGUAACAACGAAACCACUAUACUUAUAAGAAGAUUUUCCUCUUAAGAUUUGGCAAAAUGUACUACUGUAUUCAUAUUAAACGUUUUCAUAAAUUUAGUGACAAAAACGUAUAUAUUGCUAGUCAAGCAAUUAUUUUUGCCAACAUGCGUAGUGAUCUAUCUUCUGACCAAUACAAGUAUAGCAAUGUUAUAUUACACAUUUGUAAUACAGAGAAAUAGUGACCAGAAACAAUGUUUAUCAUGUAAAAUCAUUUAUUAAUACAAUGGGAACAGUAGAGAUGAGCUCAGGACUUAUGUUAUGCUAAAUUAACGGUAUCGCAUGCGGAUAAGUUGACAAAUUGUUGAUUAUUUUUAUAUUUUUAUGUGUAUAUUUGCACAAUCCAUGUUCUUCAUAUGAUACAAUGUAUUUUGCUAUGACACAAUUAGUGUAUGUAUUCCAUGUUGUUUCUUAUAAUGGAUUAUAUAUUUGUUUUGAUUAUGUUCUUGGACGAAAUAUUAAAGAACCAUUGGCCAUAUGUGGAAAAUGAUUGGCAAGAUCUUUCUUGCACUUUCAUCGGCACUUGCACUAUCACUUAUGUUGUAAUAUGUUCUCAUUUUCUUUCGUUUGAGCGACUAUAUAGUUUAGUGUGAAACGUCUGUAACUAAUUGACGGACAAACUCUUGUUUCAUAUGAAUAUGCGUGAGGGUGGUGGGUGAAGACAACUCUUCUUCAAAUGAAAUCCAAUGUUACUAUCAAAUACAAGUCAAUAACUCUGUACUUCCAGAUGUUUCCGCAGACGAGUGGUCUUAAUUUAGAAUUUGUAGUUAUCAGGCAGACUCUGUCUAAUACAAACUUUUCCAGAAUACUUUUAUUUUACGGAAAAUAGUAAUAUUAGAGGCUCUCUAUAUGUGAUAUAUUCAGAUUUCCGGGAAGGUUCCAUUACGGAACCAAUAAAAUUCCGCAUUAACCGCAUUAACUUCUCUUCGCCAAAUCGCCCGCGGUACAUGUUUUACAAAUAAAAUAUGUACAUUGUGAUAGACAAAUGACUUGUAGCCAUUGUUCAUUAAUGAUUCAUAUACUGACCUGUACAAGUCUUAUGCUUAUGAUUAUUAUUAUGAUUCAUAUACUGACCUGUACAAGUCUUAAAUUUAUGCUUAUGAUUAAUAUUAUGAUUAUGUAUACAGACCGCAUAUUUGGUGCGAUCGUUGUGUAAGUUUAAGAUUUUUAAAUAAAAUUACGCUUGAAUCAUAAAGAUUCUUUUAUUCGACAUUACUUGGCGUUAUGUAUCAUGGCGAAGGAAUGAGCAACAAGCUUUGCUUUAAGUACUUAAAAACGCGACACACUAUAUGCUGCAAACCUUCUUCCUCAGUGUUGUCGUGCUUAUUUGGUUUUGUACAUAAUAUCUGUCCAUUAUCCACGUAUGUUUAACACUGUAAAUCCUUUGAUAGUAUUAAAGCUUGCAUGUCUUGAAAAACGUUAUAUUGAAAUAAUAGUCUUUACCAAGUAGUUCAAUACUACACAAUACCACAAAACAUACGAUCCACAACGAGCAGAACUGGGUCUAUUUGGUACCGAUUUUCUGUAUUUAUAUCGCUUAUUGUUUGUUCUAAGCAAGAACAUUUUUAAAACAUUUCAACUUGACACACAUCAUUUGUAUCACUGUGUAACUGUGUAUUGAUAGUUACAUGUAAUGUUCUCGAGAGACACUACUUGUACGUGUACUUGUAUGCAGAUUAAAAUUCGUUUACAAAAAUUCGUUUUAAAAUGGUAUUUGUUGGCUUACUUGGAUCGCCGAAAUCACGUUUCUAGUGUUAUCAUACAUUUACAAUCUAAAUGUUCACAUAACUAGAUGAUAUAGUGCACCAAAGGAUGUCCACGCUUUCAUGUACCCGUGCAUGUUGUUUUUCACACUCACCCUGAUAAGUUAUAUCAUAUUCAUGCAAAUAUGGCCUGUGAAACAUCGUCUAUAUAUGUGUCUAUUAAGUUGUUGUUGCUUGAGUCGUUGUUGAAUCUUCGCUUUGUCAUUUAUUUCAUUUUGCGACAUAAUAAUGAUAAACUGUAUGUAUUGCGUUUACUUAGUAUGAUUAAACUGUAUGUAUCUCAUGUGUAAGUGUGUAUCUGACCGUCUC